UAGGACCCAGACGUGUGAACACGGGGAUACUGAAUGCACAGAACGUGAAAUACUCGUUGCCUCUAAAAUCUCUUUUGUAAAACAACUGUUAGAAGAGAAAACAUAAUCUUUACAGAAUCCUUAGAGCCAUUUUUGACGGGUAAUAACACCAGCUCAAUUUUCAUUUCUUUAACGAGAAGUAGCCUGGCUUGCAUACGCUGAGGUCCGUCAUGCCUUCAGUAGGAUCCAUCAUCAACUAUGUUGUGAUUGGUCUAUUUGUGUCCUACCUCAUCCAUGUUUCCUUGGUGAUGUUUCACCUGUUUAACCCCGAGCAAUGCGUACCGACGAGUGGCAAGGGUUCCUCCACUUGCAUCACGCCGUACAUUGGCAGGAACCCUAAGCUGCAGCUGAGUCUUUACACCUCAGUCAAGAUGAGGAAGGAUCUGAUUGAGAAGGACCUGAGUCUUGUUGCACAGUACAAAAACUUCACCAUCGAUGAGGAGUUUGACAGAUCAGUCAAUAUAACCUUACCAAAGAAAACCAGGAACAACGGAACACUGUUUGUGCAUGUCUUUGUGCACCCCCGAGGAAAGUCACCUUUUCACAGUAGCCUCUCCUCUUAUCAGUCCGCCCCUCUCACUAAGUAUGCCCCACCCAGAAUGGAGGAGUACAAUCUACUCAGUGAUAGCAGCAAUGAAAAUUCAUCAAGUGAGGUGCCAGUGACACAUUGGAAAAACAAAGUGGUGAUCAGUGUUCUACAGGACCAGCUGUCAAUGCACAGGCAUGGUGUGCCACAAGAAAUCUGGCAGUAUGUCAGACUGACUCAACAAGGGGAAUACCUGCCCAUUUUAUUCAUCAAUAAUUUGGUGCAUAAAAGCAAACAGUUGAAGCCAAUUAAUGCUAGCACUGUUGAGAUGCCACUGCACAUUCUCUACAGCCCAAUCUCCAUUGGCUGGCUAAGGCUCUACUCAACCCUGGAGCAGUCUGUGAAGAUGCUUCAUGACCUGGGUUUUGGUGAGAAAGACACAGAAGAAGUUAUGUCUUUGUUCACAGACAGUGGUCUGUACCUCCUAGCUCUGACAGUUAUUGUCUCCAUGUUUCACUUGCUGUUUGAUUUCUUGGCAUUCAAGAAUGAUAUCUCAUACUGGAGACAGCGAAACACCAUGGCAGGACUUUCCACAAGAACAGUUGUUUGGCGCGGUUUGAGCCAGAUCGUCAUAUUUCUGUAUCUUCUGGAUCGGGACACCAGCUUGCUUGUUCUUGUACCUGCUGGCAUAGGCACUGUCAUUGAAGUGUGGAAGGUGAAAAAGGCUUUCAAAGUCCACUUGUCCUUCACUGGGCUAAAGCCCAGGAUAUCAUUUGGCACAACGACAGACUCCGAGAGGGCAACGGAGGAGAUAGACUCGCAGGCCAUGCGAUACUUGUCCUACGUCCUGUACCCACUGUGUCUAGCUGGGGCGGUGUACUCACUGCUCUAUGUGCCUCACAAGAGUUGGUAUUCUUGGGUCAUUCAGAGUCUUGUCAACGGUGUCUAUGCAUUUGGCUUUCUGUUCAUGCUUCCACAGUUGUUUGUCAACUACAAGUUAAAAUCUGUGGCCCAUUUACCAUGGCGGGCAUUCAUGUACAAGGCCUUCAAUACCUUCAUAGAUGAUAUGUUUGCCUUUAUCAUCACCAUGCCAACGGCCCACCGGCUUGCUUGCUUCAGGGAUGACAUUGUGUUUGUUCUGUACCUCUACCAAAGAUGGUUGUAUCCAGUUGACAAGAGCAGAGUCAACGAAUACGGCAUGUCGUUUGACAAGGAGGACAGUGCUGGGACAGAGAAGAUAAAUGAUGCCAAGGAACAUGCAGAGUGAAAGCAAGUAGGAAUCUGUAAUGCCUACAUGUGGCACUGAUAGUGAGGAUGGAGUCAAUGGGCCAAAGGCUACUUCAAAUUUUAGAGGGAGAGGGGAGGUAAUCUUUUUCAGGAGGGCCUACGGAAAUCCACAGUAUUAUUUAUUCCUGUACAUGUGAUCUUGAUGGUCUUUCUUAGACAUGAGGCCUACUUUUAGGGUGUUUUACACAUGUUGGAGAAAAAAUAUACCAGUCAUGCCUCUGUCUUGGAUACUGUCUGUUCAUAGGCCCAGAACAAUCACACAACAGGGCGAUGUAUCUGCAUGUCACACUGUGAAACACCUCAUUCUGAGACAGAAGAGCUCCGGGAAGUUCGACAAAGAAUGUUUUCACUCAUUCAGUCAGUUUUCCAUGGUACCCAUGAUACGUUUUGCGCAUAGGUUACCAGGGAAUUUGAUCAAUGGUCACGCUCGUAUAACAGACUCGUUCCCGUCCCCACAGCAUAUAAGGUAAUGCAGGGACCGCUAACCAGACUACAGACCACAUGAAAUGUGAUUUUGUACUCACUGGCACCCGCACUACUUCCACAUUACAGUUUAUGCAAUUAAAGAGAGGGAACAGUGCACUUGCAGACGAUAUCAUUUACAUCUGUUAAUGUUAUGUUAAUUACACAGUUUUACAGUAGGUCUAUUGUCUUCUGAACUUCUAAAAUUCAGAGGUCAUUUCUUUGGAUGAAUUCCAUAAGACAGAGGUAUGGCAAAACAAUUGUUGACUGCUGUGAUGCGGGAUAUGAGGUUUGGAACACCCAAGGGAUGCAUAGCACCUCGAAGUGAAGCCAAGGGCACUAUGCGUAACCUGUCCUCUUUAGAAACAAACAGAUUUGCCCCUUUUUUGGCCUGUUUGAGCCCCCUCCCCAUCCCCCAAGUGUGGGUAACUCGGCACAGAAUCCUUCUUUUCAAGGUUAUACAAGUACAUUUAGCCAAACCCACGGACUUAUGGCUACAGAAAGCAGAGAUUCAUGGGAAGAGUGCAUGUUAGCAAAUGAGACGUCAUCAGUCCAUAGGCCUCCUGGGCAUGCUGUGUCCUCAUUCAUACAGGGAUGUUUCAAAGCCAGCAAAUAACUGGAUUGUAUUUUUGUGCGCUUGUAAGAAAAAGUAACCUUUUAAACAGUGAGAAUUGUUACUCAGUAAACCUACUUUGAAGUAUCUUCGUGUACAGAGUACCGAAGUGACUUUAUCAUGCACACAAUUACAUUUGUAAAAGGUAUUAAAGCAAGAACCAGCCCAUGAACCAACAUGCGCACCUACUCCAUCCAUGUGCAUUGCAUCUCUGGUUCAAAAUGACGUCACACUUCGGUACUCUACACAACUAAUUGAAGUGCAGUCAUUGUUUUGAAUGUAAAUAUGAGAAUAUUUGAUGUGGAUAUGGUCGCAUAAAAGUCAUUUCAUUCUUUAAAGCAUCUCAUGAUACAACUUGUAACACCAAGCGGCAAUAAAUUCUGCAUAAUAAAUGCAAUA
This is a messenger RNA of Acanthaster planci (crown-of-thorns starfish), 3326 nucleotides long. It is a transcript of the gene clptm1l, whose product is annotated as CLPTM1 like. The record is from RefSeq and is a predicted model, not a curated record. Gene Ontology annotation, cellular component: endomembrane system; membrane. NCBI's taxonomy places the organism in Eukaryota, Metazoa, Echinodermata, Asteroidea, Valvatida, Acanthasteridae.